AUGCCUUUCACCGCAUCUGACAUCUGCAAGAUCAUCCUUGCCAUCAUCCUCCCACCUCUCGGUGUUUUCCUCGAGAGAGGAUGCAAUGCUGAUUUCUUCAUCAACAUCCUGUUGACCAUCCUGGGUUACAUUCCGGGUAUCAUCCACGCGCUCUACAUCAUUCUCAAGUACUAA
Messenger RNA from Exophiala spinifera, 174 nucleotides. Its product is annotated as plasma membrane proteolipid 3. NCBI's taxonomy places the organism in Eukaryota, Fungi, Ascomycota, Eurotiomycetes, Chaetothyriales, Herpotrichiellaceae. Gene Ontology annotation, cellular component: membrane. The transcript is spliced from 3 exons. The record is from RefSeq and is a predicted model, not a curated record. Bases 1 to 174 code for a protein of 57 amino acids.